AUGGAUGAUGGAGAAGAGCUACCGGUUAAAACAAUGCUGAUGCUUCAUGAUGAUUUAAUAUUAAACUGCUUAGCGCGCGUCUCAAGAUCAAACCAUCCAACUCUCUCAUUAGUAUGUAAGAGAUUUCACUCUCUCCUUGCUUCAGUAGAGCUUUACCAAACCCGAACCCUCUUAGGCCGCACCGAGAGGUGUUUCUACAGACAAUAUAGUUCCAGAAAGAUUUUGGUCCAAAUUUUAUCUCCCAAUUCUACCUCUGCGGGUAUUGCAGUGGUUGGUCCUAAUAUCGAUGCCAUUGGCGGAGGAAUAAAGAGUAAUACUUUGUCUAGCGUUAUGGUCAUGGACUCUCGUUCUCACACGUGGCGUGAAGCUCCAAGCAUGCGGGUGCCCCGCAUGUUCCCAUCAGUUUGCACCCUUGAUGGGAAAAUAUAUGUAAUGGGAGGCUGUGAUAAUCUAGAUUCAACGAAUUGGAUGGAGGUUUUUGAUACGAAAACUCAAACUUGGGAGUUUUUACAGAUCCCUAGCGAGGAGAUAUUUGGAGGCUCUGCGUACGAAAGCGUAAGGUAUGAAGGAACCGUCUAUGUUUGGUCUGAGAAAAAGGAUGUGACUUACAAGCUACAUGAAGGUAGAUGGAGUGCAGCAGACAUGUCGGCGAAUGGUUGGGGUUGGCCAGGAUCUUCUUAUUGUGUGAUAGAGAAUGUGUUAUACAGUUGUUUUGUCCACAAAAUCCGUUGGUAUGACCCCAAAGAAAGAGUAUGGACACCUUUAAAAGGACUGCCUUCCUUGCCUUGUAAUGGCCACGUUAAAUUGGCGGAUUAUGGUGAAAAAAUGGUGAUUUUGUGGGAGAAGUAUGUGGAUGUUGAUGAGAAAAAAAUGAUUUGGUGA
Messenger RNA from Arabidopsis thaliana (thale cress), 882 nucleotides. Its product is annotated as Galactose oxidase/kelch repeat superfamily protein. Lineage: Eukaryota; Viridiplantae; Streptophyta; Magnoliopsida; Brassicales; Brassicaceae. Bases 1 to 882 code for a protein of 293 amino acids. The transcript has 2 exons. The record is from RefSeq and is marked reviewed.